GUUUUUAGACUCUGAAGUCCUUCUUCUUAGCAUGUUUCUGGAAGGGGCAGCGUGGAGCCCUGGAGGAAAGACGGACUUUUUUUCAGGGGAAACGCGGAUGCAGACAAUCAAAAAGACGUGGUGCUACAACCCGCGAUUUUCGCGCGCUUUGGCGCGGGAGGUUGUGGGUAGCGCGCCCAGGAGGGAGAAAGGAGCCGGGGCUGUGACCACGCCGCCCGCCGGGCCUGAGGGGAUGGACGAGGAAGAUCCCCGCGCCGAGGGGGCGGCGGUAGUCGCCGCGGCCGGAGAAGCACUGCAGGCCCUGUGCCAGGAGCUGAACCUGGACGAGGGGAGCGCGGCCGAAGCCCUGGACGACUUCACCGCCAUCCGGGGCACCUACAGUCUAGAGGGAGAAGUUAUACACUGGUUGGCAUGUUCAUUAUAUGUUGCAUGCCGCAAAAGCAUUAUUCCCACGGUUGGAAAGGGUAUCAUGGAAGGAAAUUGUGUUUCACUUACCAGAAUACUACGUUCAGCUAAAUUAAGUUUAAUACAGUUUUUUAGUAAAAUGAAGAAAUGGAUGGACAUGUCGAACCUGCCACAAGAAUUUCGUGAACGUAUAGAAAGGCUAGAAAGAAAUUUUGAGGUGUCCACUGUAAUUUUCAAGAAAUUUGAACCAAUUUUUUUAGAUAUAUUUCAAAGUCCAUAUGAAGAGCCACCAAAGUUACCACGAAGCAGGAAGCAGAGGAGGAUUCCUUGCAGUGUUAAGGAGCUUUUUAAUUUCUGUUGGACACUCUUUGUUUAUACUAAGGGUAAUUUUCGUAUGAUUGGAGAUGAUUUAGUAAACUCUUAUCAUUUACUUCUGUGCUGCUUGGAUCUGAUUUUUGCCAAUGCUAUUAUAUGCCCAAAUAGACGAGACUUGCUGAAUCCAUCAUUUAAAGGUUUACCAUCUGAUUUCCAUACUGCUGACUUUAGGGCUCCUGAGGAGCCUCCCUGCAUCAUUGCAGUACUGUGUGAACUGCAUGACGGACUUCUAGUAGAAGCCAAAGGAAUAAAGGAGCACUAUUUUAAGCCAUAUAUUUCAAAACUCUUUGACAGGAAGAUUUUAAAGGGAGAAUGCCUCCUGGACCUUUCCAGUUUUACUGAUAAUAGCAAAGCAGUGAACAAGGAGUAUGAAGAAUAUGUCUUAACUGUUGGUGAUUUUGAUGAGAGGAUCUUUUUGGGAGCAGAUGCAGAAGAGGAAAUUGGAACUCCUCGAAAGUUCACUGGUGAUGCCCCACUAGGGAAACUGACAGCACAGGUUAAUGUGGAAUGUAACCUUCAACAACACUUUGAAAAAAAAACAUCAUUUGCACCUUCUACCCCACUGACAGGACGGCGAUAUUUAAGAGAAAAAGAAGCAGUCAUUACUCCUGUUGCUUCAGCCACCCAAAGUGUGAGCCGGUUACAGAGUAUUGUGGCUGGACUGAAAAAUGCACCAAGUGAACAACUUAUAAAUAUUUUUGAGUCGUGUAUGCGUAAUCCUAUGGAAAACAUUAUGAAAAUAGUGAAAGGAAUAGGAGAGGCUUUCUGCCAACACUAUACUCAAUCAACAGAUGAACAGCCAGGAUCUCACAUAGACUUUGCUGUAAACAGACUAAAGCUUGCAGAAAUUUUGUAUUAUAAAAUAUUAGAGACCAUAAUGGUUCAAGAAACACGAAGACUUCAUGGAAUGGAUAUGUCAGUUCUUUUAGAGCAGGAUAUAUUUCAUCAUUCCUUGAUGGCCUGUUGUUUGGAAAUUGUGCUCUUUGCCUAUAGCUCACCUCGUACUUUUCCCUGGAUUAUUGAAGUUCUUAAUCUGCAACCGUUUUAUUUUUAUAAGUUUUCUCUUCUCCAGGUUAUUGAGGUGGUUAUCCGCUCAGAGGAAGGGCUAUCCAGGGACAUGGUGAAACACCUAAACAGCAUCGAAGAACAGAUUUUGGAGAGUUUAGCAUGGAGUCAUGAUUCUACGCUGUGGGAGGCUCUCCAGGCUUCUGCAAACAAAGUUCCUACCUGUGAAGAAGUUAUAUUCCCAAAUAAUUUUGAAACAGGAAAUGGGGGAAAUGUACAAGGACAUCUUCCCAUGAUACCAAUGUCUCCUCUCAUGCAUCCACGAGUCAAAGAAGUUCGGACUGACAGUGGGAGUCUUCGAAAGGAUAUGCAACCAUUGUCUCCAAUUUCUGUCCAUGAACGCUACAGUUCUCCUACCGCUGGGAGUGCGAAAAGAAGACUUUUUGAGGAAGACCCCCCAAAGGAGAUGCUUAUGGACAGGAUCAUAACAGAAGGAACAAAACUGAAAAUUGCCCCUUCUUCAAGUAUUACUGCUGAAAAUAUAUCAAUUUCACCUGGGCAAAGUCUUUUAACAAUGGCCACAGCCAUUGUAACAGGGACAACGGGACAUAAAGUUACAAUCCCAUUGCAUGGUAUUGCAAAUGAUGCUGGAGAGAUCACACUGAUACCAAUUUCCGUGAAUACAACUCAGGAGUCCAAAGUCGAGAGUCCUAUAUCACUUACAGCUCAGUCAUUAAUUGGUGCUUCUCCAAAACAGACCCAUUUGACUAAAGCACAAGAGGUACAUCCGAUUGGAAUAAGCAAACCAAAGAGAACUGGGUCCUUAGCGCUGUUUUAUAGAAAGGUCUAUCAUUUGGCAAGUGUACGCUUACGUGAUUUAUGUUUAAAACUGGAUGUUUCAAAUGAGUUACGAAGAAAGAUAUGGACAUGUUUUGAAUUCACUUUAGUUCACUGCCCUGAUCUGAUGAAAGACAGACAUUUGGAUCAGCUCCUCCUUUGUGCCUUUUACAUCAUGGCAAAGGUAACAAAAGAAGAAAGAACUUUUCAAGAAAUAAUGAAAAGCUAUAGGAAUCAGCCCCAAGCUAAUAGUCAUGUCUAUAGAAGUGUACUACUGAAAAGUAUUCCAAGAGAAGCUAUGGCAUACAGUAAAAACCUGAAUGGUGAUUUUGAAAUGACAGAUUGUGACUUGGAAGAUGCUACAAAAACACCUGACUGUUCCAGUGGGCCAGUGAAAGAGGAAAGAGGUGAUCUUAUCAAAUUUUACAAUACAAUAUAUGUAGGAAGAGUGAAGUCAUUUGCAUUGAAAUACGACUUGUCAAAUCAUGACCAUGUGAUGGAAGCCCCACCACUGUCUCCUUUUCCACAUAUUAAGCAACAGCCGGGCUCCCCACGCCGCAUUUCCCAGCAGCACUCCAUUUAUGUUUCCCCACACAAGAAUGGGUCCGGCCCUACCCCAAGGAGUGCUCUGCUCUAUAAGUUCAAUGGCAGCCCUUCUAAGAGUUUGAAAGAUAUCAACAACAUGAUAAGGCAAGGUGAGCAGAGAACCAAGAAGCGAGCAAUAGCCAUCGAUGGUGAUGCAGAAUCACCUGCCAAACGCAUCUGUCAAGAAAAUGAUGAUGUUUUACUUAAAAGACUACAGGAUGUUGUCAGUGAAAGAGCAAAUCAUUAGAAUUUUUUCCAUUUCUAUGAUAAAAGCACUUUCAAGUUGUUUUGCGGAAAGCUGGGGGUCUGUCUUUCAAAAUGUUCAGUCAGCCCUGUAGGAAGUAAAUAUCACUGAGUUACAAGAAAAAUUACACCAAAAUUAAGCAGUUUUUAAAAAUUUAUCCAAAAUAUAGUUGACAGAGAUGUAUACUGAGUUGAAUUAUAAAGGAAUUUUUAAGUGCCUUUUAAACGUAUUAAUAGUUGUAGAAUUUUUAAAAUAUUUGUUCCUUGGGUUUUUCAGACGAAGUAAGGAGAAACCCCAUAAUUUUGUUAGCUCACUUUUUGAAAUAAUUCAAAUGUCUUCUCCUUCUAGACUUUGUAAUAUGAAAGUGAAUCAUCUGUUUUUGCUUUAAGUGUGCUUUGAGAUGGUUGUAUUCCUAUCUAGUUUAAUGUUGAGCACAGGAGGUACCAGCCUGUCUCUGACCCAGGGCGGUAACUCCACAUCCAGGUACCACUACCCUUCUGGGCUGUCCAGAUCCUUUUCAUGCCCUUUCUUUCCUUGAGCAGAAGCAGAUUCAAACCUGAACCAAUGCACUAUCCCUGCUACUUCUUACUUUCCAACCCUAAACCCUCUUAGCCUGGUGUCACAACCUAAUAAAGGAGGUACUUGCUCCUUUUUACUUUUUAUUUUUUGGGCGUGCCAAGGCAUGCAGAAGUUCCCAGGCCAGGAAUUGAACCCAUGCCACAACAGCAGCUGGAGCCACAGCAGUGACAAUGCAGGAUCCUUAACCUGCAGAGUCACCAGGAAACUCCUCUUGCUUCUUUUUAAUACUAUCAUUUUGUUUUCCAAACCAUUAACUUAAUUAUACUUGAUUAUUUUAUGUCAUAGAAUUCUCAAAAUAGGAAGCUGCUUCUCAGGCCAGUAGAGUAAAAUACAGAAAAAAGUUGUUAGAAUUUAAAUUUCCUACCAUGAUAAUAUGUGAAAUAUUAUUUUUGAGGUCAUUGUAGAUUGGUCAUUCUCAAUGUCUAAUCGAUUCCCUAAGAAUAGUUGAAAUCUUUUUUAAUUAAUUACUAUCACCUCAUGCCUUAUCAUUCUGCUAUACAUCAGAAAACAGCUGUUUAUUACUCCUCCCCCCUUGGUUCUCAGUAUCACUCAUGCCUUGUGAGUUUCCCACUAGGGUUUGAUCACUGGAGCCCCUUAAGGAUGUUUUCCAGAGCUAGGGGUGCAGCUUUCCAAAGAAUCAGCUGUUCAGUGUUCACUUUUUCUAGUGUGUUUCCAUAUUCUGGAAGGACAUGGAUAAGCCAUUCUUAAUUAAUUUUGAGGAAAUGUUAUCAGAUUUAUGUUUUUUAAGCUGCAAACCUUAUUUUUUAAAAUGUGAAAUAUUUAACUUAACCUUUGUCCAACCUGGGCUAAUUUGAAUUUGCUUAAGAUUUGACUAUGAAUUAGUAAUUACGAUUGUCAGGAAUUUUAUUUUUAAAUUUUAAGAAGAAAAGUGACUUUGGUCAAAUUUUACGUUUCUGAAAAUUAUAUCCGAAUUUUUUUGUGUAGUAUCUACACAUGUUAUAAGACAAAUAACAUCAAAUCUGUCUUGAAUCCUUGUAUAUAUUUUUGUGUAGCUGUAACUAUUGUGCCAUUUUAAUCGUCAUUAUUAAUGUGCAAAAUGUAAAUGAGCAUUUGUACAUUGUCUCUAUAAGAAACUCUGGACAAGUUUUUAUCAGUUUUCAAGACUGGAUAUCAAUGUACAUAAAAUGGUUAAUAAAAUAUUAGAGUUUUGAAAUUAUUGAAAAAACUAUACUUGUACUCUUUUCUGUGUGACUAGAAUAUAUAUCUCUUUUAUCCACUUUAUAUCUUUCACAUAUUUUACUGUAACUUAAAAGUUAAUGUUCUUAGUACUUUCCAGGAACUUGGAAGAGAGUAGAGUGAGUAACUGCUUGAUGAGUGCAGGGGAUUUUUAGAGGUGAUGAAAAUAAUUUUGAAAUUUGAUAUAGCUGGUGAUUGCAUAACAUCGUGAAUUUAUUAAAUGACACUGAAUGGUACUCUUUAAAAUGGUUAAUUUUGUGUUAGGUGAAUUUCACCUCAGUUGAGAAAAAUGCCUUAGAUACAUAUAAAAGAUACGUUUCAAGGCCUUAGAAUGGACCAAAUAUAAUACUGAAUUAAGGAAAAGUCUUCUCUCUUAGGAGUGCUUUCAG
Molecule: messenger RNA, 5616 nt
Organism: Phacochoerus africanus (Common warthog)
Lineage: Eukaryota; Metazoa; Chordata; Mammalia; Artiodactyla; Suidae
Gene: RBL1
Product: RB transcriptional corepressor like 1
Exons: 22
Coding region: 32-3454 (1140 amino acids)
Biological process (GO): regulation of transcription by RNA polymerase II; cell differentiation; negative regulation of G1/S transition of mitotic cell cycle
Cellular component (GO): chromatin; nucleus; transcription regulator complex
Molecular function (GO): RNA polymerase II transcription regulatory region sequence-specific DNA binding
Source: RefSeq, a predicted model, not a curated record